Messenger RNA from Phaeoacremonium minimum UCRPA7, 594 nucleotides. RefSeq lists its product as hypothetical. The transcript has 2 exons. The record is from RefSeq and is a predicted model, not a curated record. NCBI's taxonomy places the organism in Eukaryota, Fungi, Ascomycota, Sordariomycetes, Togniniales, Togniniaceae. The coding region runs from base 1 to 594 and encodes 197 amino acids.
AUGGACGAAGAAGAGCAGGAGACUCUCAUCCAGACGCUCAGCGACCAGAACGCCGCCCGAAACGCGCAGUUCCAAAAGCUGCUCCUCGCCGUGCCGGUUCUCUCCACCAUACCGUAUCUCGUCGCCAUGUUCCGGCCCUCAACCUUCCUGCUGUCCGUCUUCGGGCUCACGUCUCUCCUCUCCACCACAUAUCUCCUCUACACGCUCCCGCCUGCCGAGACGGGCAUCCGGUUCCUCGACAACUGGAACGCGCCGAAGCAGGACUCGGCGGUCCCUGAUGAGGGGCCGAGCGCGAGCGCAUCCAGGGCGCCGAGGCAGGGGCGGCAGCGGCCGCGAUCGAGCUCGUUCUCCUUUGUGGAGCAGAAGUCGCCGCUGGAGACAUACCUGCCGUAUCUGAACCUCGGGCUGUGCGGCGUCUUGAUCCUGACGGGAUUCGUGGUGAGGGACAGUAGUGGCCGGAGGCUGGGGCUCUUGGGGCUGGGCAACCUGCCGGCCAUCGUGUACUUUGUCGUGCUGGCCGCCAAGGUUGUCAUGGCCGGCGUGGAUCCAGAGACGGAGCUCGGCAGCUUGAGAUAUGAGUACAAAGGGGCUUGA